This is a messenger RNA of Sardina pilchardus (European sardine), 1215 nucleotides long. RefSeq names its product keratin, type II cytoskeletal cochleal. Gene Ontology annotation, molecular function: structural constituent of skin epidermis. Gene Ontology annotation, cellular component: keratin filament. Gene Ontology annotation, biological process: intermediate filament organization; keratinization. The transcript has 8 exons. The record is from RefSeq and is a predicted model, not a curated record. NCBI's taxonomy places the organism in Eukaryota, Metazoa, Chordata, Actinopteri, Clupeiformes, Clupeidae. Bases 1 to 1215 code for a protein of 404 amino acids.
AUGAGUGUGCGGCGUAAACGCUUCAGUGGCAGCGCCCAGAGCUUCAGCAGUCGCUCGGUGGGGUCUGGCUCUGGCCUCGGUUUCGGAGCUGGCGUGCUGGGGACGGCUUACCCGGCGCGGGGCUUCCACGUGGGCAUGCCCAUCACGGCUGUGUCCGUCAACCAGAGCCUGCUGACGCCCCUGAACUUGGAUAUCGACCCCACUAUUCAGGCUGUGCGCAUGCAGGAAAAAGAACAGAUCAAGACACUCAACAAUCGAUUUGCUUCAAUUAUUGAUAAGGUGCAACAACUGGAGCAGCAGAAUAAAAUCCUGGAGACCAAAUGGCAGGUGCUUCAGAAAGGCACUCGUCCUCCCUCUAAGUGUGCGCCCCUGCUCGACUCCUACAUCCAGUCCCUGCAGGCCGAGGUACGGCAGCUCGCGGUGGACAAACAGAACCUUCAGAGAGAGUUCGACAAGGUUCACGAGGAGGUGGGGGACAGGAAGAAGAAGUAUGAGGAGGAGAUUAACAGGAGAGAUGAAGCAGAAAAUGUGUUUGUCACGCUGAAGAGGGAUGUGGAUGCCGGGUACCUGAAACAAUUUGAUUUGGAGAGGAAGUGCACCAGCCUCGCCCAGGAUGUAAAAGUGUUCAAGACAUUGUAUGAGCAGGAGAUCAGUGAAAUGCAGGCAGAGUUGCAGGACAUCUCAGUGAUCGUUGAGAUGGACAACUCACGGGAACUGGACAUGCAGCAGGUCGUGUCUGACGUGAAGGAGCAGUAUGAGGCCAUUUCCGUACGCAGCCGCAAGGAAGCUGAGGCCUGGCACCAGACCAAGUUUAAUCAGAUCUCGGCCCAGGCAGACCAGUCCUCCGAGGAGCUGAGGACAACCAAACAGAAGAUUUCUGAACUCAAGCGCUACAUCAUACGCCUGGAGAAUGACAUCAACAAUGCAAAAGCACAGCGGGCCUCCCUGGAGGCCCAGAUUGUGGAUUCGGAGGAUCAGGGGGAGGCGGCAGUGAAGGACGCCAAAGCCAGAAUGCAUAACCUAGAGAAGGCUCUUCAGAAAACAAAGCAAGACAUGGCCAAGCAAUUGCGUGACUACCAGGAGCUUAUGAAUACCAAACUGGCACUGGAUAUUGAGAUUGCCACCUACCGCAGUCUACUGGAAGGAGAAGAAAGAAGGAUUGGAAAGGACCAUAUUGUCAAUGUCCAGACAACCUGUGAGUUCAUGCAAGAGUGA